Messenger RNA from Hemisphaericaspora subhashii, 858 nucleotides. RefSeq lists its product as uncharacterized. Gene Ontology annotation, molecular function: RNA binding. Lineage: Eukaryota; Fungi; Ascomycota; Pichiomycetes; Serinales; Debaryomycetaceae. The record is from RefSeq and is a predicted model, not a curated record. Gene Ontology annotation, cellular component: catalytic step 2 spliceosome; intracellular anatomical structure. The transcript has a single exon. The coding region runs from base 1 to 858 and encodes 285 amino acids.
AUGCCGGAGAUAUUGAGGAGUAGUUUGACAAAUGUGGUUUUAUUAUUGUUGUCAUUGGGGAUAAAUGAUUUGAUUGGGUUUGAGUUUAUGGACCCGCCAUCGAAGGAAUCGAUAAUGAGGUCGUUGGAGGUAUUGUAUGCUUUGGGAGCAUUGAAUUCUAAAGGGAAGUUAACGAAAACGGGAUAUAAGAUGAGUGAAUUUCCUUUGGACCCGGUGUUGACGAAAUGUAUUUUGUUGAGUGAGAAAUAUGGGGUGACGAAAUCGAUUAUUGGGAUGAUUGCGAUGAUUAAUGAACUGGGUAAUUUGUUCUAUAGGCCGAAAGAUAAGAAAGAACUUGCUGAGAAGAGGAAGGAAGAAUUUGUGAAUGAAUUGGGGGAUCAAUUGAUGUUGAUGAAGAUUUGGCGGGAUUGGUGUGAUGUUGGAUAUUCGAAAUCUUGGUGUGAUGAUUAUUUUAUUCAAUAUAAGACGAUGAGAAGGGUUAAGAAUGUGUAUGAUCAAUUAAUUAAAUUAGUCAAGAAAAUAGGAAUUGAAAUAUCGAAAGAUGGUGAGAGUAGUGUUAAUAAUCGAAUGAUUCAAAAGGCUAUAGUUGGUGGAUUUUUCAUGAAUAUUGUCAAAUUGAAUAACAUGGGAGAUGGAUAUCUGAAAUUGAAAGGCGGGAAGAAUGAUGUUGGAUGUUUUAUUCAUCCUUCAUCUUCAUUAUAUAAGGUUAAACCUAAACCGAAGAUGAUCUUAUAUAAUGAAUUGGUACUUACAAGUAAAGAGUAUAUGAGAAAUUGUAUGAUUGUGGAUGAAAAUUUAGUCAAAGAAAUGGCUAGUCAUUAUUAUAAUCCGAUAGACAAUAAAAAGCAGAACCAGUAG